This is a messenger RNA of Aspergillus niger, 897 nucleotides long. RefSeq lists its product as uncharacterized. Lineage: Eukaryota; Fungi; Ascomycota; Eurotiomycetes; Eurotiales; Aspergillaceae. The transcript has a single exon. The record is from RefSeq and is a predicted model, not a curated record. Bases 1 to 897 code for a protein of 298 amino acids.
AUGUCUCAAUUGGAAGUUCCUCAAGCGGCAGUCCUAAGAAAUGCCACAGCCCUGAGAGAGGUUACUGUGACUACCCCACUCGACGAAGUCUUUGACGCCUGGCACGAAGACGGGGCAAUAAUAAUCAAGGGUAUCCUUUCCACAGAGCAAGUGAAUCAGCUUGAAAGCGAGCUAGAUCCCCUUCUGAACAAAGUACCGGAAGGAUCGCGGUCAUCCGAUUAUCGCAUGCAGGCUUUUCACGGCCGCAAGACAAAGCGUGCCGGGGAUAUCACGAACAACAGCAAAGUCUUUCGCGACUACCUACUCGACAACGAUUUUCUCCACGCUGUUUGUAAGCGGACCUUCAGUGAAGGUGGUCAAGCCGGUGAUUAUUGGCUGGGUACGGCGGCUACUAUCCACGUUGGCCCUCAUCAAGAACCGCAGACCCUUCACCGUGACCUGGGCAGCUAUCCGCCUUACAAGAAACUAGGACCGGAAGGCACCGAGGCGCAGAUAAACUUUCUCAUCGCGACAACUGACUUCACUGAAGCCAACGGGGCAACCCGUGUGAUCCCCGGCAGCAACAAGUGGGCGUUCAGUGAGCGUGGAAGUCCAGAGCAGACCAUCCCGGCGGAGAUGCAGGCAGGUGAUUGCCUUUUGAUUAGCGGGAAAGUGGUCCAUGGUACUGGGAGAAAUACGACAGACCGGGUGAGAGGCUGUCUAGCUAUGACAGUUUGUGCCAGCUUCCUUACUCCAGAAGAGGCGCAUCCAUUCAUUGUCUCAAUGGAAACAGCCCGCGCGCUUUCUAGCCGUGCGCAGCAAUUUCUGGGAUUUCGGUCCCAGUGGCCUCGUGGUUCGCCCGGUUUGUGGACCAAGGAUUACUCUGAGCUAGCUCUACACUUGAAACUUGAUGAUUAG